Messenger RNA from Lolium perenne, 3092 nucleotides. RefSeq lists its product as uncharacterized. The record is from RefSeq and is a predicted model, not a curated record. Lineage: Eukaryota; Viridiplantae; Streptophyta; Magnoliopsida; Poales; Poaceae.
GUUAUUAUAGACUGAAAAAAAAAACAGUUCCCCAACGAACCGCGGAAGCGCCGACGAAUCAACAGACUUCGAGAUGGCGGCGGCGGCUCCUGCUCCGGCGGCGGCGCCGGCGACGGGGAAGCGGAAGCGGGAUCUCUCCGAGGACGACGUGUACCUCAUCCUCCACAAGUACUCGCCCACGCAGGUCCUGACGGUCCUUCAGGAGGUGUCGCAGCACGCGGAGAGGAGGAGGAUCGACUGGAGGGCGCUGGUCGCCAAGACGGCCACGGGGAUCACCUCCGCCCGCGAUUACCAGAUGCUCUGGCGCUACUUGGCCUACGGCCACGACUUCGUCGAGCUUGUCGACACCACCGCCCAACCUCUGGGCGACGAGAGCGACUUGGAAGGUGAGAUUGAACCCUCUCCUACCCCGAGCAGCGAUGCCCUAGCCGAGGCCUCAGGGUUCGCCAAGAUCUUAAUGUAUGGACCUUCACGUGAACAAGCUUCUAGUCAUCGUGCUAACCCAGAAGUUGCUGUGCUAAAUACUCCAAAUGAGAAGAUACCGCGUGUUCCAUCUGACAAACAGCUUGGUCAGAGUCACCGUCUAACAAAUGGUACAGGUCCAGUUUCCAACUCAAAACAGGCUUCCUAUACAGGGUUAUCUCUUGAUCCUUUUGAUGGAAAUGGACCUCACAAAAAGAAAAAGAAGCCUAAACCAUGGUCGAAAGAGGAGGAUGCGGACUUAACGACUGGUGUACAUAAGUGUGGUGAAGGAAAUUGGCACGACAUUCUGCAUAAAUAUAGCUUUGAUAGUGCAAGAACUGCUGUUCAAUUAUCUCAGAGAUGGGCAGUAAUUUCCAAGCGUCAAGGAACAACCAAGCCUGUUAACGCUAAACCAGCUUCGAACUUUGAUAUAAAAGCUACUCAAAAGGCAUUUUCUAUGGCUCUUGGUAUGCCUGUGCGGAGGCCUGGAUUAUCUGCAUUAAGAACAGGAAUUUCACAACAAAGCACUCAACAUCAUGCUCCAGUAUCUGGUACUGCAACAGCUGAGUUAAAAUCCGCAACAUCCUCUUCAUCACUCCCAUUGCCAGUACCAGUGCCAGUCUCAGCCCCCGUGCCUGUUCCAGUUCAAGUGCAGAUGCCACUUCCUCAGGUGCAACAAGCUCCUGCCCAAGUUGCACCCUUAAGAGUGUCAAAUACUUCAAACAAGUCAAGAAAUAACACGAAGAAGCAAGCUGCACAAGCAAAUCUUACAAAUGCUCCUUCCUCGAUACAAGCUGCAGCUAUUGCUGCUGGUGGACGAAUCGCCACACCUAGUGUGGCGACAAACUUGUUGAAAGCUGCACAAUCUACGAAAGCUGUGCAUAUAAGAUCUCGAGGAAUAGGAUCUUCGAAAACUUCUGCAAGCUCCAAAUCAUCCACUAUGGCUGGUGAGUCUGGGCCACAGCCUGGUAGUGCUCAACACCCAGAACUUCCAAAUUGUAGUGCCCCGGCACCAUCUUCUGUUUUGACUACACAGUCAACUGAGCAAGUUAAUGUUGUGGCAGAAGUUGCAGGAGUUAAUCCCCCGGAACAAUCUGCUAGUGCAAAUUUGUUGGAAGGUGAUAGAACAUUGAGCACCACACCAGUGUCUGGCCCAUGCGACAGUAUGGAGAUCGACGAUGACUCCACGUUCUGUGUAGUCACGAUGGAGGACUUGUUUCCUGAAGAUGUGAAGCAGCCAGAUAUUGUAGAUCCCAAGGCUGAGGAGAUCAUAGAUCCCAAGGCUGAGGAGAUCAUUGAUCCCAAGGCUGAUGACAUCAUAGAUCCCAAGGCUGAGGACAUCAUAGAUUCCAAGGAUGCUGACAUGCUGGAGUUUGAUCGCUUUGUUGCCCAAGGAUGCUUGGGUAUAGAUAAGAGCAUAGGUGUCAGAAUUGCUCCUGGAGCUCAAGCUGCCAUUGCCAGCCAGAAGAAACAACCGAAACAGUUACCCACAGCUGGGAAAAGCAUCCCUAUUUUUACAGCAGCAACCAUGAAGAAGACCAAAACUCUAGGUUCGCAUGGAGCGACCUUUCCACCGACAGUCACCUCUGGUGGCCUUGUUGGCACAGGCAAUGCUGGUGUGCUGAGUAAAGCAUUAGGGGGGCAACCAACUGGUCCAGGCACCGCAGGAAAACAAAAUAGGUGCCAAGAAAUUAUGUCCCAGAAGCAGCAUGCCACGAACUCAAAAAGUAAUGGAAUGACCAAGAUUGCGGCUCCUGGCGCUGGAACACCAGCCAGGAAUGCGGCUUCUGGCGCUGGUACACUAGCCAGGAAUGUGGCUCCCGGCACUGGAACACUAGCCAGUAAUGCGGUUCCCGGCGCCGGAGUACCAGCCAGGAAUGUGGCUGGCAGCGCCGUAGCACAAGCCAGGAAUGCAGCUCCCAUUGCUUUAACACCAGCCAGGAAUCCAGCCACCGGUGCCGGAGCAGCAGUCAGGAAUGUGUCUCCAGGCACUGGAACACUGGCUAAGAAUACGCCUCCCGUUGCCGGAGCAGCAGCCAGGAUCGUGUCUCCAGGCACUGGAACACUAGGUAAGAAUAUUGCUCCCGGCGCUGGAGCACCACUCAGGAAUGCUUCUCCAGGCACUGGAACACUAGCUAAGAAUACGCCUCCCGGCGCCAGAGCAGCAGGCAGGAACGUGUCUCCAGGCACUGGAACAGUAGCUAAGAAUUCAGCUCCCGCCGCUGGAGCAGCGGCCAGGAGUGCGGCUCCAGGCACUGGAGCACUAGCUAAGAAUACGGCUCCUGCGACAGGACCACCAGCUAGGAAUGUGGCUCCCGGCACUGGAUCGCCAGCUAAUCGCCAAUAUAACCUGGUGGUGAAGGUGAAUAACGGGGCUAUUAAGGGGAAUUCACCAGCCAGCAAGUAGCCAGGCUAACAUGGUAAAUGUUGUAAUAAUGCUCCUAGGAACCGCGCACAUCUGUUAAAUGUGAAUAGGGUCUGGCACUAGGCAUUCAUUUGCUCUCUUCCUUUCCGAACCAAGUACCGGAGGAACACAUUAGAUUGGAUUGCUCUUAUCUUUGCAGUACCGCCAGUAAUUAGCAUAAUUCAGCUGUUAGCAUACUGUAUAUUUGUUUGCCAUGAUUCCUGCA